Funneliformis caledonium is the source of this 168-nucleotide messenger RNA. The record is from the annotation of a GenBank genome assembly. NCBI's taxonomy places the organism in Eukaryota, Fungi, Glomeromycota, Glomeromycetes, Glomerales, Glomeraceae.
AUGGAACAGUAUUUGGUUAAUUUGGUCGAUGAUUUAGACGUUUCGACCGAUACAUCAAUAAACAAAGGAAAAAAUCUUCCAAUGAUCGCUGAUUAUAUGAGCGAGAUAUUUGGAAAAGCAAUAGAUUUAAUUUCCAUCUCAUUGGAUAAAUUAUUUAUAAAUAUCUAG